Staurois parvus is the source of this 393-nucleotide messenger RNA. The record is from the annotation of a GenBank genome assembly. Lineage: Eukaryota; Metazoa; Chordata; Amphibia; Anura; Ranidae.
CAGCUUGUCACAUGGUACAAGGCUGUUGUGAAUAGCCUUGUACCAUGUGACCUCUGUGAUCAUUCACAGAUUUCACACGUAGUAAGCAAUGAUGUCAGAAGUGACAUCAUUGCUUACUACUCUGCAUGUGAUCACUGAUUGGCCAAUCAGUGAUCACAUGAUCGGGGCCUCGCACAGAGGUCCCGUCCGACGAUCGAUGCUUACUACGUGUGAAAUCUGUGAAUGAGGUCACAUGGUACAAGGCUAUUCACAACAGCCUUGUACCAUGUGACAAGCUGUGACCAAUCCCAGCUCACACAGUAUUUCUCAAUGGCUGCAAGAAUGCAGCUAGAGAGAAGGAGAAAUUAUUGCUUUUACAACCUUUAUGGGUGUAAAAACAAUCAGUGUAAAAAA